GCGGACGGACGGCGUUAGACGAACAAAAAAUUUGUUGGUCUAUUAGCUGUCACAUCGAUUCCAAACCUCUAUAUGUAUAUUUACAUCCAUAUGUCAAGAGUCAGAUGGUUGUCCUAUUUAUAAAUCAAAACACAAAGCCGAAGAACGCACGACGGUGAGGCGAGUAUGUGUGUGUGUGCGAGUACGAUAGAGGUGCGUGCUUGCAUAUCCAUCUAUACACAUUUACGGAUGCAGUCCUUUGUUCACGUAGAUUACUGGUGGACCGCUAACAUCGGCAUGUUCACAUAUUUUCGAAAGUAGGGUCUCUUCGCAAAUCGCUUUGACCGACACAUUUAAUUAAUAUGGUCCUAUCGCUUGAUUUGUUGUGGCUAAUGUCAGUGGGGAUGAUGCCACAUCUUCCGCUGUGUAGAGGAAUAUAACGUUCUGUUUCGAUGUGUUGCUCGGAUAGAAGAGAAUAUUCAUUUCUCUGUUUUGAUUUUUUGUUCAUUUGCAUUUCGACCAUUUGUCUAGAUAGUUUGAUCACUGUUCGGUAUUACGCAAACGUUUUGGACGUUGUGUUUGUAUUGGCGUUUAUAGACAAUUUUUACGUUGGUCUAACAAAGGGAGUAACCAACUAUACCAACUAUGACAACUCCGAACAGAUGUGCUGUCUGCGAAGUACCGGCCUCUUUGAAGUGCAUGGCCUGCAAACAGGUGUUCUACUGUGGCAAGGAGCACCAGAAAAUACAUUGGAAAAAAGGCCAUAAGGCUGAGUGUAAAUGUUACGAGGUGGUAAAGAAUGAUGUACUGGGCAGACAUUUAAGGGCGUCGAGAGACAUCAAGCCCGGAGAAAUAAUAUUGAGGGAGUCCCCCCUUAUAUAUGGUCCUAAGGUGGCAUGCUCACCACUGUGCCUGGGUUGUCAUCGUACACUCCCCACGCCUGUGGGAAAUAAUUAUUACAAAUGUAGCAAAUGUGGGUGGCCCAUGUGUGGAACCGAUUGCGAGCUAUCAGAGCACCACGUAAACGAGUGUCAGCUUAUGGAGUCAAGGAAAUUCCGCGCAAAAAUUGACUACAGCGUCCAGACUGGUCGGAAGGAAUCGGCUUACUGUGUCAUUCUACCAUUGCGUUGCCUCUUACUAAAGACAAGGAAGCCUCUUGAUUUUGAAAAGUUCUCGGAAUUGGAAGAUCACUUGAAUGAGCGCAAGAAUACACCUUUGUACAAUGUUCUUCGGGCUAAUUUGGUUACAUUUGUCAAAACUAUAUUGGCGCUGAACGAAAGCGAAGAUGAGAUUUUGCGAGUUGCAGCCAUUUUGGAUACAAAUGCCUUCGAAGUGCGUCAAACCGGAGAGAGUCGGAAAGUCAGGGCCAUAUACCCCAUGGCUGCGAUGUUUUCCCACGAUUGCAUAUCGAACGCCCGCCACACAUUCGAUGAAAAGAUGAAUAUUGUCUUCAUCGCAAAAACUCCAAUUGCCAAAGGUGAAAUCAUCUGUACAUCAUACACUCAGCCGCUAUGGUCUUCAAUAAUGCGCCGCACGCAUCUGUCUCAGGCCAAAUGUUUCGACUGCACCUGUCGUCGUUGUCGCGACGAAACGGAGCUAAACACAUUUGCGGGUUCAAUAACAUGUAGUCACUGCAAAGUGGGAAAGGUUGUUUCCACAAACCCAAUGGACAAUAAUGCUGGUUGGAAGUGCCAGUUGUGUCCGCACCAGCUAUCUGCCAAGCAAAUACAUCUGGGAAAUGCGGCUAUCCAAAAGGAGAUUGAAUCGUUAGAUAAAUCCUCUGUGAAGGCCUUCGAAGAGUUCCUGUACCGUUAUCGUGUGACCUUACACGAAAAGAACACUCAUAUUUUGCAGGUUAAGUACGCUCUGUCACAGUUAUACGGAAAUGCACCCAACUUUUCAAUACACGAACUGAACGAUGCUGCGUUGAAAAGAAAAAUAGAGCUUUGCCAAGAACUGUUGGAGAUAGCAGAUAUCUUUGACGGUGGAUGGAGCAUCUUCCGUGGCAAUUUACUUUUGGACCUGCAGGAGGCAAUGGUGAUACAGGCAAAACGUGAAUUCCUAUGUGGUUUACUGACCAGAGACGCUACGCAGGAAAAACUGUUAGAAUCGAUGAACUUGUUGAAAGAAGCCAUCGACAUUAUGAAGUUGGAGCCGGACAUGAAGCAAGUGUUAAACGACCGAACACAACAGUUGGCCAAAGAACUGGAAGUGGAUGAAUAACAAAUACAUAAGUAUAUUGACUUGUAGAACUAUGAAUGUAAUUGCUUUAAUAAAUGGAAAGAUAGUAGA
Messenger RNA from Musca domestica (house fly), 2271 nucleotides. RefSeq names its product SET domain-containing protein SmydA-8-like. The coding region runs from base 625 to 2202 and encodes 525 amino acids. The record is from RefSeq and is a predicted model, not a curated record. NCBI's taxonomy places the organism in Eukaryota, Metazoa, Arthropoda, Insecta, Diptera, Muscidae. Gene Ontology annotation, molecular function: protein binding. The transcript has 5 exons.